Molecule: messenger RNA, 411 nt
Organism: Rhinocladiella mackenziei CBS 650.93
Lineage: Eukaryota; Fungi; Ascomycota; Eurotiomycetes; Chaetothyriales; Herpotrichiellaceae
Exons: 2
Coding region: 1-411 (136 amino acids)
Source: RefSeq, a predicted model, not a curated record
AUGGCUGGUCCUCAGAAGGAGAAGGAAGAGGAAGUUAGAAAGUCCAUGAUUGAGUACGCCAAACAAUGGGGAGAGAAUCCUGCUCCUGCAACUCUUCUUGCAAGUCUCACCUUCGCACAACACUAUAGGCCAUUUCAACCGCUUCCACUGCUCUUCCCGCCGUUGCUACUCUUCUCUUCCUAUCUCAGUGUCCUGGGCUACAAAAUUGACAGCGCCGGAACGACUGCUGCUUUAAGUGGAACAUAUUGGGUUCUAGCAGGAAGGAGAAAAUUUCACUUCAUGAAAAAGUUUGGUGCACGAGGAAUUGUCAGAGGGUUGACGAUGGGCUUGUGUCUGAUGAAUGUUGUCGGCGGCGGUCUUGCAUACAGCCUCGGGGACAGGGCGAAGGAGGAAGAAGAGAGAGGAUCUUAA